Messenger RNA from Symbiodinium sp. CCMP2456, 4362 nucleotides. The record is from the annotation of a GenBank genome assembly. NCBI's taxonomy places the organism in Eukaryota, Dinophyceae, Suessiales, Symbiodiniaceae.
AUGGCGGCAAAGCCAGAAGCAGAGGAAGCCUCAGCGAGGGUCGUUCGGAGUCUGGUAGAGCUUGGAGAGAGGCAGGUUCGGGCGGUCGUUCUUCCCUGCGGCACUGUGGGGUCCUUCAAAGGGGAGGUGUACCAGUACGAGAGGCCUGUCGCGGCCUCGGACGGCCGUUCCAGACCGGGCCUUUUUUUCUGGAUUUUCAGAUGGGUCGUGGAUUUCCUGGGCGGCUCGGCGGUGCCGAACUUCGCCGGGCGUUCGCGGGAGCCAAUAGCCAAUCGCACGGCAGCCGUCAUUUAUGAUGGCCUUUCGUCUUCUGAUGAGGAGACUCAGAAGAUGAGCAAGGACGAGGAGACCGUCGACAUGCCGACUGCGGCGGAGCACUUGACAUCGUCCAACAUGAUGACACGGAUGACUCAAGUCAAGAGAAAGUCCCUCGGCGGCAAUAGCAGCCGCUCGGACGGCGUGAAAUCAGAGGUCAAAGCCGACGUGAAGGAGGAGCCGAUGGAGGCCGACGAGGACCAGGGCGAUCCGGACGAUGACGGGCCCAUCAGCAGGGGAGACUUUAGCCUUUCGUCCUUCGCCUUCAUUUGUUGGCUAGCCCAGCUCAUGGCGAAGGGCCCUCGUGCAAAUGCCAAGUGGAAUCUCGCUCCAGACGAUGUGAAGGCCCGUGCAGCGGCCUUUCUGGCAGGGAUGCGAGACACCUUCUGGCAGGACGUUCGAAAAGGUGGUUGUCAUGUCGUGCAGGGCGACUUGUUGGUCCAGCCUCUCGUUAAGCAGCACGGCCAACUUCCAGGCAAGAUCUUCGGCAAGAAGGAGAAGGUUCCGGUGCUCGAGGCCUUGGCGACCCUCCAAGCUGAUGCCGUUCGAAGGAGUUUGGGAAUGGAACGUCGCAGGAUGGCCGAGAAGGUGUUCAGCCGCCUGGUAGGGUCUCUCGCAGAGGCCAUCGAUGACUCCGCCUCAAACCCGUUCUGGACGACCACUCGAGUGGAGGCCUUGGACCAGCUGAGGACUCGAAAGACGGCCCGAGGGUACCGCCGAUCGUCGCACGGCCUGCAGGAGGCCAUUCUGAGUGCGGGCACACAGGCAGGCCCAUCGGUUGCUUCGGCUCUCGUGGCUCAGAGCCAUUUCGCAUCGGGGGCGACCGAGCAGGCGAGACGAAACAAGGAACGACCCUCAAAGUUCCUCGAGGCCGAGCGUUUGUCCUACGUCGCUGCAGGUCGUUUGGCUUUGGCCCACUCGUCGGUUCUCAGCGUCGUCGCUGAUGCCGUCCACGUGGGAACGGAGGACUGGCUCAACGUGUUCCUCUGCGACACAACCGAGGACGUGUCUUUCGUGUGCCCGCCGCAGGUGAAGAAAGGGACUGCCAUCACGUCGGAGGACUGGGUCGACAUGUGGCAGAACAAAAUCACGAAGUUCUUCCAGAAGGCGAGCUCCAAAGGUCGGUCGAAGGACAAAGUUUCCGGGGGCUACAAGGAGCCGGACAGGCUGGCCACUCAGGAGUGGCUGCGAGACAUGUCCCACAGCCUGGCGGUCGUCGGGUGGGGCUGGUCGUGCUUCCGACGGACGAGCGAGGACAAAAGGCCGCUCGUCAUGGUCCUUUGCACGGACCAGGAAGCAACCCAGUUGGCGGCCGUGAACUAUCUGAAAUUCGGCCGUUCGUUGUUCGUUGAGCAUAUCAACGACCCGGCCCAUCGUUCGCACAACGACGUUCACCUGGCCAUGGCGGCGGCGGGCCUCUUGACGUUCAGCAUCGUGUCGAUCGGGCUGUACAACGUUCGGUAUGGCCCCUGGAACAAGGGCACGUGGUUCGGCAAGAUCCAGACGACGGCCGACGAGAUGAGCCGCUCCAUGCAGCCGUCGGACCCCCUGCUCCUGUCGUUCUUUCCCGACAUUUUGUCGGACGAGGGCCGUUCGCAGGAGGAGAACACCGACGCCUCUCGGAGGGCCUUUCUGCAGUCGCUCCCCAACAGGUCGUUCGUGAGAUGCAAAGGCAGCAAGGCCUCUCAGUCUCGCUUCAACAGUCUCUCGACGGCCCACGCGGAGCUCGACAGGGACUGGUCGGCGUUCGCCCUCGUGAUGGUCGUCCUGUGCGUCUCCGAGGGCUGGAGCAAGACGGCGGCCGACCUUUGGUCGCCUGUCUGCGGCGUCGCCGACACGACCGGCACGAGCAGGGCAGCCGCCAAGUCGGCCGCUCGUAAGGCUCUGCAGCAGCAGCGAGGCCGUUCUGUGAACACCUUGCACGGGAUGACGAUGUUUGCUUGCAACCAGGACAAUCGCUCACUGGCCCGGACCGUCUACUUCGUGCUGGAGCCAGAGAACGUUCGCUGCAGCCACAUGCUGCAGGAGCUCAGGUCGUCCGAGGCCACCGUGGAGCAGUACUCCAAGUGGGCUCACUGGUCCUACAUGGAGGUCGCUCGCCAGCACGUCGCCAAGCUGUCGGACCUGGCCGCUCUGCAGCGGAUCGGCCUUGACAUGUCUAUGCAGCUGCCGAAAGAGGACGUGCUAGAGGCCUCGCUGGUGUGGCAGGAUGCGGUCGCUCGCAGAGUCGCGAAACUCACUCAGAGACUCUUGCGAUAUCGGUGCGGCAGCCAGCUGGGUUCGACGAACGGCUGGGGAGCUUCAGCCGGCUUGCUGCACGAGUCUGCUGCCCUGCGACAGUCCAGCCUAAGGUUUCUCGAAGAGGUCGACCGCACGGUCCAGCGUGUGCAGGCCGAGGGCUCCUUGGAAGCGAAGCUCCUCCUGGACGGGCACCCCGCCACCGCCCCCGUGAUGAACAUGUUGCUCUGCGAGUUGAGGCCCUUCGUGGAGAUUCCUUCGGAGACGAUGGAGUGGCUUCGCCGUUCGUGGAGUGGGCUUUUGAACUCGAAGCUCGUCGAAGAUGCGAACAAGGUCCAGCGAGAGGCGGAGCAACGGAACGGCACCGCGAAGACGCUCGGUCGCCUGGAGGGCUGGCACGGCCUGUCGCGGAAGAAGCUCCUCGAAACCUACCAGAGAGCCGAGGUACCGAGCGGCCGCAUGGCGACUGUGCCUACGACGUUCGAGGCCGACCGGUGGUUCGUGCGGCCGAAUCGAAGCCGCACACAGAGCAGUUCGUCCACGGCCCCCCCUGUGGAUGAUGCGACGAACCUGGCCGACCAGACCAUCGAGGACGAGCUUCUGGCAGGCGUCAGCCUUGCGAGGACGUGGGCCUCUCCCACACCGGAGUCGGAGCAGGACAGGCUGGCCGGGUUCUCGCUGCUCGCGAAGGUCGUCAAGGAGAACCUGGACUGGUCGUGCGCGGAGAAGGGCUGGUGGGCAACCUUGGCCCCUGAGGCCCAUGCCCUGCAGUUCGCAAAUGGCCCGCCGUCGUACGUCGUUCGCAGCUACAAGCGAGCGGCUCUCGUGUGGCCAGGAAGAGUGCAGACUUCGCCAGCCGGAGACAUGGUGUGCUUGGAGCUGGACAACCCUGGUCUGGGAUGGGUCCAUCUUUUCGACGAGGCCGUGCAGGUUCUGGACCUCGUGGCGACCUCCCCACAGCGUGGCCUGUGCAGCUCAGGUCUUUUGUCUCUCGGUGAGACCCGGGCUCUGGGUGUGGUCUUCCGGGUGCAGGCCAGGCGUUCUUUGCUGGACCACCACCAGCACUACGGCUUUGCCGGCGUGCCGGAGUGGGGUCUUCGACGGCUCGCAGAGGUCAAGGGAUGGCCGGCCGAAGCUGAAGCUCAAGCGACGGACCACGAGGAGGACGACCGCCUGGCCGUGGUUUGCCUCUUGUCACUCGAAGCAAGUCUGACGAAGGACGAAGUGGUCGAUCGUCUCUUGUUUCGCCAGGAUGCGGCCGCAUGGGCGAGCGAGGCAGGCGACCUGGAUCUCACAGACAUCGUUCGAGACACCAUGCUCGCAGCGGAUCAGGACGUCGCCCUCCAGCAAAUUGCCAAACGAAAAGCCUCGCACGAGACGGCCGUGGAGAUUCGCAAGCGGGUCUCGCGGACGUUCGAGUCCGUCGCCAAGACCUUCGCCAGCCGACCAGAGUACAAAAAGGCGGCGGCAGCUCGCAAGGCCAAAGAGAAGCAGCUCCAGCAAAAGCAGAAGGAGCAUGCCGCUGCGAUGAAACGUUGUUAUGCCACUCUCAGCUCGGACAUCGACAAAGCCGUCAAAGUCGCCGUGCCCACAGCCGUUCGAGUGUACCGGGACGACUACAACGGUCGCUGGCGUCUCACGUACAGCAGUUCGUGGGCGUAUGCGACCCGCAGCAUUUCGUGGACGGCCGUAGGCAGUAAAAAUGCUGCAGCAGAGGUCGUCAGGCAAGGGUGGCUUUGGUCGGAGUCCUUUGACGGCACGACUAUGCCGGAGGAGGCGGCGGCGAUGUUGCAAAAGAUGACGGCCUGA